AUGACUGAAAAUAGUGACAAUAAUGAAAAUAAAGAAGCUGAUACUUUGCAAGUACCAGGCAAAGAUGGAGACUCGAAUAGACUACCUGGCAUUGCGCUUCUUAGAAGACAACCCGACGGUUGGCCUAUCAAUAUGCUAAAACCUACAACUCUUUUUGCUGGAUGCAUGUUGGUUAUGGUGGCAACUCAGGUGCGAGCAGACACGGAACAUUACAAUUACAAUUUGAGGAGUAUGCCCAAGAAAUUCUGUGGUCGUAUAUUAGCAGAUACAUUAUCGAUUGUUUGCGAAGGAAAUUACAAUGGCCAUAUGAAUAAGAAAAGUGGUCGUCCUGAAGAUGAUCGCUUCAACAGCGACGAUUACCUGAGUUUCGAGCAGCAACUCGACGAGCCGACGUUCCCGUUCCGUUCGCGUUCGAACGCGAUGCGCCUCAAGUUCAGGAGGACAGUUCGCGGUAUUACGAACGAAUGCUGCGAAAAAUCAUGCACAUACAAUGAACUGAGAUCGUAUUGCGCACCACCGACAGAUAGACCGUCGAAUUACUAUCCUUAUUCAAACUAA
Molecule: messenger RNA, 558 nt
Organism: Ctenocephalides felis (cat flea)
Lineage: Eukaryota; Metazoa; Arthropoda; Insecta; Siphonaptera; Pulicidae
Product: LIRP-like
Exons: 4
Coding region: 1-558 (185 amino acids)
Cellular component (GO): extracellular region
Molecular function (GO): hormone activity
Source: RefSeq, a predicted model, not a curated record